CUCCAGUUUGAGACGGCCAUGUCACGGAGGGGGUACCUGGCGUCGAUUUUGCGCUAGCCUUUGGCCUGUCAGUUCAUUCUGAAGGCAAGCUCCAAUGGGCUCCGGAGCGUCUCGAGAAAAAGAACAAAUUGGGCCGACAGGAAUAAAGGAUGUGCACCUGAGCCAUGCGCUGACGGAGAAAUACAUGGGAUUGAGUCAACAUGGAAAAGUGCAAGCAGAGUAUGUUUGGAUCGACUCAGACUAUUGGGACGGCCACAGCUUUGAUCUGUGUUGCAAGACCUUAACUCUCCCAGACGCUCCAAUAUCCUUGGAUGAUAUACCUAUUUGGACAUAUUCUGGAGAUGAUGCCAAAGACAUUGUCAUUGUCCCUCGGCGAACGUAUCGUGAUCCGUUCCGCGGUGGUGAUAAUGUCCUUGUUCUCGCCGACACUUAUGAGGAGCCCUCUGGUGAUGAGCAAGACCAUGGCAAGGCCACCAAGUUCAAUGCACGUGCUGCUUGCCAAGCAGCCAUGCAGCAAGCUGAAGAAAUCGGAGAGGACCCUUGGUUUGGUUUUGAACAAGAGUACUACCUCAUUGACCCAAAGACGAAAUGGCCGUUGGGAUGGCCAGCAGGGAGGUAUCCAGACAAAGACACCGCAUUCUACUGCUCUGUCGGCUCCACAAAAGUUGUGGCUCGCGAGAUCAUCGAAGCCCACUACAGAGCUUGCCUCUAUGCUGGUGUCAUGAUUGGUGGCAUCAAUUCCGAGGUAGCUCCAGCUCAAUGGGAAUUCCAAGUUGGUCCUGCCUCUGGCACGCAAGGUGCAGACGAUCUGUGGAUGGCCCGUUACAUUCUCCAGCGCCUGUGCGAGGAAUACAAGGUUGGGGUCACCUUUGAUCCUAAGCCAGUUCCAAAGCAAGCAGGCAUUGGUUGUCACACAAACUACUCCAACAUGGCCACAAGAAGCUCUCCAGGAGGAAUGGAAGCCAUCAAGAAGCAAUGCGAACGCUUGCGUCAGGCUCACGACAAGCACAUUUCCAACUAUGGCAUUGGCAAUGAGCGCAGACUAACCGGAAAGCAUGAUACAGCUGCCAUGAGUGACUUUUCUUGGGGUAUUGGGGAUCGUGCAGCGAGCAUACGCAUGGGCUGCAAAGUAGCCAUGCGGGAUUGUGGAUACUACGAGGAUAGACGGCCAGCAGCCAACAUGGAUCCAUACCUUGUAUCCCAGCUGUUGGUUGAAACAACGCUCUUGAGGAAGGAGAGCUUAAACUGAGCAUUGUACAGGCCACAAAUUCAGCGGCCCCAGAUGCCGCACGAUUAUCAAAGCCACGAACGAUCCAUUUAAGAUCCGUGUCUCAGAUUGAGAAUCAAUCCGAGGCUUCCUGACAUGGUACAUAUUAUACACCAAUUGAGUGGCUUCAUGCUGCUGGGACUGUUUUUGGUUCUAGAGCAUGCCAGGCCAUUUUCCGAACUCAGUUCAAGUCAAGAUGGCUUUGAAGUGGGGUUCAUCCAGAUUAGUAGCCCAAAGGGCUACGCGGCCUUCAAUUUCCUGCAAUGUAUGUAUUGGCUGAUUUUGAGGCAUCGUUGUGCCUAGGCAGACAUC
This is a messenger RNA of Cladocopium goreaui, 1579 nucleotides long. The record is from the annotation of a GenBank genome assembly. NCBI's taxonomy places the organism in Eukaryota, Dinophyceae, Suessiales, Symbiodiniaceae.